AUGCCAGUCGACGGUGCCGAACGAAACGUGCAGCGCGUUGACGUCAGUGCUGAACAAAGUGUCGCAUUGAAAUUCAUUGGUUACCAAUACGACCAGUUCGAGCGAUGCACAGGUGUAGCGACCGGACGUGCGUUGCCAGCGCCGACUCGAUACUCUGGACAGCCACUUGCAAACUUACCGUCAUCCUCGCGUGCUUCAGGCCCGAGCGGCCGUAGUCGACGCGCCGUCAAAGCAGUAAGUGCGUUACAGCGCCGCGUGGCAGAGGCAAAAUCCGCCACCCAGUGCCCGGCACCAGCUAAUCCGCUCUGGGAUUUCUACUCUUGCGGGCUUGUGGAUGAGAGCGACGACUGCUCUAACGGUGAAGAUACGGAGGAUGAGCUGGAGACGCAGGAAUGGAUUCAGUUCCAGCGCCAACGCGCACAGGCGCGUCUUGCAAGUGCAAGCCAGCGUGAGGGUCGCGAUACACGAUCUACCGAGCCCUGA
Molecule: messenger RNA, 483 nt
Organism: Plasmopara halstedii
Lineage: Eukaryota; Oomycota; Peronosporomycetes; Peronosporales; Peronosporaceae
Exons: 2
Coding region: 1-483 (160 amino acids)
Source: RefSeq, a predicted model, not a curated record